Hevea brasiliensis (rubber tree) is the source of this 2059-nucleotide messenger RNA. Its product is annotated as peroxisomal membrane protein PEX14. Gene Ontology annotation, molecular function: signaling receptor binding. Bases 229 to 1809 code for a protein of 526 amino acids. The transcript has 13 exons. The record is from RefSeq and is a predicted model, not a curated record. Gene Ontology annotation, cellular component: peroxisomal importomer complex; peroxisomal membrane. Gene Ontology annotation, biological process: protein import into peroxisome matrix, docking. Lineage: Eukaryota; Viridiplantae; Streptophyta; Magnoliopsida; Malpighiales; Euphorbiaceae.
UAUCAAUUUUUAGGUCAAUGCGUACGGGGGGGGUUGAGUUGCUUCCAAGUUAAAAAACUUAAAAGGCCAAGCGGCUCCUUUUCGGCGUCUUUUAGCCUUCCUAUACAUCGUAGCAACUCACUUGGACACUCCUCGAGACGAGCAAAAACUACUACUGAGUUACUACACCCGCUACAACCACACCCACCGUCUUCAAUCUUCGUAGUUACGGUCAGCCGUGGUGAGUCUAUGGCUACUCAAUCUGCGCCUCCUCCUUCCAAUCCUUCCGAUGGGAAACACCAAACUCCAGCUUCGGAGCUGGCACAACCAACAAAUGAGAUUCAGCAACAGGCCAGGGAAGAGGCUCCUAAACAAAGUUCGCCAUCUGUCUUUGUGAACUCGGAACCAAUGCGAGAGGAGCAAGUACAGAAUGCUGUAAAGUUUCUCUCACACCCAAAAGUUAGGGGUUCUCCUGUCAUGUAUAGACGAUCCUUCCUUGAGAGGAAGGGCCUCACGAAGGAGGAGAUUGAUGAAGCUUUUCGUCAUGUUCCAGAUCCACCUCCAAGCACACAAUCAACUGGUACAAAUCAAGAAGCGCAAGUGACAUCAACAUCAAAUGUUCAGCCACCAGCUCAAACGCAAGCUCUUCAACCUGCAGCAUCUGUUCCUACUGGUGCCAUUUCCUCUGUGGGAACUUUAACGCAAUCCCGAUUUCGCUGGUAUCAUGUUGUUUUUGCUGUAGGAUUACUGGCAGCUUCAGGUGCUGGAACAGCUGUAUUAAUUAAGAAUGCUAUUAUCCCUAGACUGAAGUCUUGGAUACGUAAAGUUGUAUUGGAAGAAGAUGAUGACCGUGUGAAGAAAGCUAAUGCAAAACCAAGUUUGGCAGAAGAGGCAGCAGCGGCUGCAAAAGCAGCUGCGGCAGCAGCUGCUGAUGUUGCAAAAGCAAGCCAAGAAAUGUUGAACUCAAAAAGUGAAGAGAGAAAAUACUUCAACGAAUUUAUGAAUUUGUUGGAUAUGCAAGUUCAGGAAAUGAGAUCAAUGAGCACCGCAAUACGUAAAUUGGAAGGACAAACUAAUAACCUUGGGGGAACCUCUCAUGUUGAUCAAGAAGAUUAUACUCUAUCAGUGGCAAAUUAUCCUAAGCAAACCUAUGUGAAUGGCAACGCUAAGUCUGAUUCGCGCACAGUGAGAUCUUCAUCGCCACCUACUUCUGCUGAACCCUCUGUUGCACCACACCCAAAGUCAUAUAUGGAGAUCAUGGCAAUGGUUCAAAGAGGAGAGAGACCUGCUAACAUCAGAGAUAUCAAUGAUCAACCACCCAACCCUAACCAGAAAAUUUCAAAUACUCGCUUAGCACCAAGGAAUAAGCCUUGGGAGGCUGGUCAUUCCCUAAACAAUUCAAGCCAAGUACUCCAGCCUCAAGUAAAUGGAGAACCUUUAAAUUCCAAGGUACAAGACAAUGGGGUGACCUAUCAUUUUGAUGGCGAGAGUGCCACGCCUUGGUGGCAGCGGAAAAAUGCCAGGAUCACAGAGAUUGAAAAUGAAGAUGAACUCAAGGCUGGACCUUAUGGUGCACGAACUAAUGAACAACCAAUUCAGCGUACUUGGGUUCCUCCCCAACCUCCCCCUGUUGCAAUGCCUGAAGCAGCAGAAGCCAUUCGACGGCCAAAAUCAUCAGUUCAGAAAGAACUGUUGGCAGAGGAUCAGUCUGUGUCUCUUUCAACAGUUGUAACAGAUGAGUUGCAAAGGACAACAAAAAUAUCUGAAUCAGGGAGUUCAGUGGAGCUCAAUGGUGUUGGAUCAGAGCUGAACUCAAGUGAGAUGGAGUGAGAACACAGCUAUGAAGGUGGAAUUCAGUUUGGAUGAUCAGCUUGGCCUAAGUUACAGGUAGGUACUUAAAAGUGAAAACAACUGCCUAAGAACAUUAUAUAUCAGCCUGAAACAGUCAGUUUGGUGUCACAACUUGUGUGUUCCCAAUCUGAUUGCUAAACGCUGUGUGGUGUUUAUUUCACGAGGAAUAAAGUUGUGAAUUCGGAAAGCUCAUUGCAAAUUCUGUAUAUAAAAUUAGCAUUUUGUGGCC